GAACAGGGAUCGAGAACCCAGACUGAGGAGCUGACCCCCCUCAAGUCCCAUUCGACCCAUUCGACCCCCCGAUUUGCCCCCUUUCCUCGGCCUUUCGUUGCGGGCUUCAACCUCGAUUCGAGCCCACGCUAGCGAUCUGGGACCUGAUUGGAUGGCUUGAUUCGAGUGCCAUCAGAAACACCUCUCCAGUUCCUUGAUCUGUCCCUCCGGACGUCCAUCUCGUCCUUUGGGUACUUUGCAAGUUUGCUCCCACCCACGGCCUUUCUUCCGCUCUUUGUCGAUAUUCGCGCUCGUCGUAUGGAACCACGUCAGGGACAUUAAUCGAGAAAUCGUGGUGCUCAACGAUUGCUUGAUCGGGUCGUCCCUCACCGAGAUCUUGGAGUGGACUGUGGGCUUCUUUACUUGCUUGGUUGUGGUCUGGCUGGCUCGCUGAUCUCAUGGGCCUAAAGUCACCAUCUUAAAGGCCAGAAUUUUACCCCUCCGUUAAUUUGGGCGGGAAUUGAAUGAAGAGUGAAUUGAUUAUUGAGUGCCAUGUCGUCGUUUUACUGUCACGAAUGCUCCCAACGGUUCACACUGACCAAUUCGGAUUCGGUGAACUUCCAAUGCCCUCAUUGUCAAUCGGGCUUCAUCGAAGAGUGUGAAGAUUUGGCUCCUAUGGGAGGAUUCAUGGAUGAAGCUGACGGCCCCGAAGACCCCAAUCAACGAGUACAGAUGUCUGCGGAAAACUUCAUUCGUCAACUACUCGGUCCCAUGAUGAUGGGUGCAGCAGGUCCAAUGGGUCCGCGGGAAGGUGGACCUAGAUUCACUGUUAGGGAGUUUCCUCCUCGUGGUGCCGAGGGAGGUGGAGCUCUACCUGGUUUAGGAAUGGAGGGCCAGAAUUUUCUCCAUGAUCUCAUCCAUAACUUGGCGGGAGUCGAUGGAGGUGAGCGUGGCGCCCCUCAUUUCCACUUCAUGCCCGCAAACAUGGGAGCGGGUAUGACACUUUACGGCAAUCCUGGAGACUAUGCGUGGGGACGGGGUGGAAUAGAUGCCAUUGUGACCCAAUUGAUGAAUCAAAUGGAAGAGGCAGGUCCACCCCCAAUGAAAACUGAAGACAUACAGCAACUCCCAACGGUAGAAAUCGCCGCUCAGCACCUCGAAGAGAAAAGUCAGUGCUCUGUUUGUUGGGAAGAUUUCAAACCCAAAGAACAAGUGAAGCAACUCAAAUGUGAUCACCUUUUCCAUGAUAACUGCAUCAUACCUUGGCUUGAACUCCACGAUACCUGUCCAGUUUGUCGAAAGUCGCAACGUGAAAUGGAUAAAGAUGCAUCUGGUGGACAAAUGGACACCUCAGAUCAAACUGGGAACCAGCCUUCGGCGGAAGGCGUGUCGCAGUCAGGGUCAAACCCGAGCGGGGCCAUACUACCGAGGUUCUUAUCGUCGGUUUACGACUUAGUCGGGGGCGGGUCGUCGAAUCAAAGAGGUCGUUCGACUGCGAAUGGUGAACGCCCAUCUACGUCGAGCACGUCAGAAAGCACGACCUCUGCCACACAUUCAACGCCUUCUUCUUCAUCUUCAUCUUCAUCGCAAAGCCAAACAACCACCUCGAACCCUCAAAGCUCAGCUUCUCAUCGGCCUUCCUCUGGGGCCGAAUAUCAGGAUUUUGACCUAGAAUAAGGCAAUAAUAGACUUCGCCGUUAACAAUGUUGCUAAUGGCUUGUGAAGUAAACCGUUGAAACAUUAAAUUUGGGGUUCACA
Tigriopus californicus is the source of this 1737-nucleotide messenger RNA. RefSeq names its product E3 ubiquitin-protein ligase RNF126-B-like. The transcript has 5 exons. Bases 532 to 1656 code for a protein of 374 amino acids. Gene Ontology annotation, cellular component: nucleoplasm; cytoplasm. Gene Ontology annotation, biological process: ubiquitin-dependent protein catabolic process; protein ubiquitination; positive regulation of DNA-templated transcription. Gene Ontology annotation, molecular function: ubiquitin protein ligase activity. The record is from RefSeq and is a predicted model, not a curated record. NCBI's taxonomy places the organism in Eukaryota, Metazoa, Arthropoda, Copepoda, Harpacticoida, Harpacticidae.